Molecule: messenger RNA, 1819 nt
Organism: Nipponia nippon (crested ibis)
Lineage: Eukaryota; Metazoa; Chordata; Aves; Pelecaniformes; Threskiornithidae
Gene: TRIM45
Product: tripartite motif containing 45
Cellular component (GO): nucleoplasm
Molecular function (GO): protein binding; zinc ion binding; ubiquitin protein ligase activity
Source: RefSeq, a predicted model, not a curated record
AUGGCGCUUCCGAGGAUGAAGGUGGUGCGGAAGAGGUCGGCGUCUGCUGUCGGGAUGCUUACCGCUGGUGGUGUGGGAAUUUUUUUGCAGAUGAUGAAGAGGAACCUGGGGACCGUGGGGAAAGUGUACAGCGUGGAUCAGUCUGGCAUUUCGAGGUUUCCGACGGUCCUCUUUUGCAGCAUCGUUUCCGGCUGCGUGCUAUUUGGACGGUUCAUGUUGUAUGCUGAUGAGCUGUCCCGGAAGGCGCUGGAACCGACGACAGCCAUGGUGUCCGACUCUGGAAUUGGCGCAGAGCGGGUCUUCUUGCCGGACAGCGUCACAGCCAGCUCAGCUGACCCAGACCGGCCAAAGCGCUAUUCCCUACCGUGUGACGACAUGCUCAGCGACCUCUGCGCCGAUGGGGCGGCCGCCAGGCGCUGCCUGACCUGCGGGGCCGACCUCUGCCUCUUCUGCUGCCAGGCCCACAGGAGACAGAAGAAGACAGCCUCGCAUGCCGUGACGGAGCUGGAGAGCACCAAGCAUUGCAGCCAGGCCGGGAAGCCUCUCUUCUGCCCUUCCCAUCCCACAGAGGAGCUAAGGCUGUUCUGCGAGCAGUGUGACCAGCCUGUGUGCCGGGAUUGCGUUGUAGAUGGGCACCGGCAGCACCCCUAUGACUUCACCAGCAAUGUCAUCCACAGGCAUGGUGAUGCCCUGCGGGAGCUGCUGAAAGGCACCCAACAGCACAUGAGUACCCUAGAGGGUGCGCUGAGCCAGAUUGAUGACAUGGGCAGUGCCGUUCGCAGUCGCACAGAGGCCGUGGCCACAGAGAUCUGUCUGUUUGCCAGUGGGUAUGUGAAAGCAAUUGAAGAGCACCGGGACCAGCUGCUGAAGCAGCUGAAGGACUUGAAGGUGCAGAAGGAAAACCUGCUGCACUUGCAGAAGGCCCAGCUGCAGCAGCUGCUGCUGGACAUGAGGACAGGUGUGGAGUUCACGGAGCGCUUGCUGACCAGUGGCUCGGACCUGGAGAUCCUCAUCACCAAAGGGGUGGUGGCAAGCCGGCUGGCAAAGCUGAACAGCAUUGCUUACAACACUCACCCCAGCGUGGACAACGGGAUCCAGUUUUCUCCCCAGGAGAGGGCAGGGCAGUGUUCCGGCUAUGAAGUUUUUGGGGCCAUUCUCAAUAAAGUGGUUGAUCCAGCCAGAUGUACCCUGCACGGGGAAGAUCUCCACAGUGCCCGUCAGAACCAGCUGACUGGCUUUACCCUGCUCUGCAAUGACACCACGGGGGAGCGGAUGGGGCGAGGAGGAGAGGCCGUGCGGGUCACCAUCACCCACAAGGACAAGAGAGACUGUGCAGUCAAGCCAACAGUGUGUGAUAACAGUGAUGGGACCUACCAUAUUUCCUACAGCCCUGAGGAGCCGGGCUUGUAUGCUGUCUGCGUCUAUGUGAAAGGGCAGCAUGUGCAGGGCUCUCCAUUCACUCUGAUGGUGAAAAACAAGUUCCGCGAGCACCAGGGCGUGUUUCACUGCUGCACGUUCUGCUCAAGCGGAGGGCAGAAAGCUGCUCGCUGUGCCUGUGGGGGGACCAUGCCAGGUGGGUAUGAAGGCUGUGGCCAUGGACACAAAGGUCACCCUGGCUGCCCGCACUGGUCGUGCUGUGGACAAGUGAAGGAGAGCUCGGAGUGUUUGGGUGGGCCACCCAGCGACACCUCGCAGAGGAGUUUGCUCAGGACAGUGGUGCUCUGAGCAGUCAGGUGAGCCCCUGCGAGCCCAGUGCACUGCUGCUGGCUGCUGCAUGAGCACAAACCACAAGGAUUCCCACAUAGGAUCCAUGAGGAUC